Prinia subflava (tawny-flanked prinia) is the source of this 4085-nucleotide messenger RNA. RefSeq lists its product as uncharacterized. Gene Ontology annotation, biological process: apoptotic process; proteolysis; regulation of apoptotic process. The record is from RefSeq and is a predicted model, not a curated record. The transcript is spliced from 16 exons. Gene Ontology annotation, molecular function: protein binding; cysteine-type endopeptidase activity. NCBI's taxonomy places the organism in Eukaryota, Metazoa, Chordata, Aves, Passeriformes, Cisticolidae.
AGAGGAGAAGAAAUCAAAAGUGAAACUAGUGCCAAAGGGGUGGUCCCUUCCAACUGCUGAUUGAGAGGAGAAGCCAUUAUCCAUUUGUCACAGUGCAUAUCACGGCUCUUUCAGACUGCAGCUGGAGUCUUGGUUCAGAUCCAAAUCCUGAUGUGAAAUGAGUACAGAGUUCCUCAAGCUGCUUUUUGAAGUUUCUGAGGCUUUGGUCACACCGGAACUGGCAGCUCUUAAAUUCCUCAGCCUGGAGCAUGUCCCCAGGAGGAAGCUGGAAGGCAUCCAGGAGCCCAAGGCCUUCUUUGAAGUGCUGCAGGAGAAAGACCUGAUCGGGCCGGGGAACCUGUCCUUCCUGAAGGAGCUGCUCUACCGGAUCAGCCGGAUCGACCUCCUGACUGCCCACCUGGGCUCCGGCCGGGAGGAGAUGAGCAGGGAGCUGCAGCUCCCGGGCAGGGCACAGGUGUCAGCUUACAGGCAACUGCUGUAUGGAAUUGCAGAGGAGUUGGCUCCAGAAGAAGUCGCAAGUGUGAAGUUCCUGCUCCACAAACAAGUACCAAAGAACAAGCUCCAGGAAAACGCUUCAAUGUUGCAGAUCUUUCUGGAAAUGGAAAUAAAGGAGAUAAUUAAAGAAGAUAACCUGACAAUUCUAAAAGAUCUACUCCAGAGUGUUAGACCUGACUUAAAGAAAAGAAUUGAUACCUAUGAAGAAAAGAAAAAAGAAAAUUAUUCCAGGGAAGAAGUCCGCUAUCCUGUGCCUGUGCAUCCAGAGGAACAAGGAGCAGAGGGGGGUGCAGCAAAACAGCAUGGGAAAAUAUACAAUAUGAAAAAUAACCCCCAUGGUUACUGUUUAAUUCUUAACAACUACAUUUUUAAAAAUCCCAGUAACAAUAGAGAGGGAACAUUGCAAGAUGGAGAGGCUGUGAAGAGGGUCUUUAAGUGGCUUCAGUUUGAAACAGUUGAGUACAUGAAUCUAGAAGGAAAAAAAAUGCGUGACACAGUUAAAGAGUACGGCAAAAAAAAUCAUAGAAAUAUGGACUGUUUUGUUUGCUUCAUUUUCUCCCAUGGCGAAAAAGGCAAAAUAAAAGGUGUUGAUGAUGAGUGCGUAGAUAUUGACGAUUUAAUCUCCUACUUCACUGGAACUAAUUGUCCUUCUCUUGCUGGCAAACCCAAGGUGUUUUUCAUCCAGGCUUGCCAAGGCUGUAUCCAUCAUCCAUCUGUUACAGUAGAAUCAGACUCUUCUGGAUCUCUUGAGGUGGAUGCUAGACCUUCAACUUCCAUUCCUGACAGGGCUGAUUUUCUGAUUGGCAUGUCUACAGUGGAGGACUGCUUGUCCUUCCGCUGCCCUAAGACUGGCACUGUUUACAUUCAAUCCCUCUGUAAGAAGAUGGAGUUGCUUUGUCCACACCGGGUGGAUCUCACAACCAUCCUGACAGAAGUGAACCAUGAAGUGGCAGGAAGAGAAUUAGCAGGAUCUAAGCAGAUGCCAAAGAUAACAUCAACACUGCUGAAGAAAUUGAUCUUUGAAGUUCCACAGUGAAAAACAGCAGAAGCACUGCCACCAGAAAGUGGAGCCACAAGUCUGGUGGGAAAGAAGAGCUGGUGCUGCACCAGGAGGUGGAGUGGAGGCGCUGCAGCAUCCCAGAGCCCUACACGUCGGCGCAGUGCCUGCUCCUGUUGCAGAAAUGCCUUGAGCAGAUGUGGGACGGGUGGGAAGGGAGCUGUUGUCCGUGGCUGGUGGCUGCUGUGGCCGAACGCCUGCAGGGAGCGUGCUGCCUCUCCUGCCAGCAGCCCGAAGGCUCGCAAGGAGGAAGGCCGAUCGGCGGUGUUAUACAAGCUUCCUUCUCCUUGGAUUGAAAUCCCAGUGGUUUGUCAGAGGCGGCUGCAGGAAAAGCCCGGGCAGAGAGAGACCCUUGCAUCCGCACCAGCACGUUGGGUUUGCUCAAGAAUGGCACAAGAGCAGUCGGAACCUGCCCAGCCGUGGCCCUACACACAGCACUCCCCGGGCCUGCGGCGUUCCGCUGCGGAAGGGCCGGUCCAGAGGGAAGCACCGCCCCGGCCGGGGCCCGCCCUCCGCUCUCCGCCCUCCGCUCUCCGCCCUCCGCUCUCCGCUCUCCGCCCUCCGCUCUCCGCUCUCCGCCCUCCGCUCUCCGCUCUCCGCCCUCCGCCCUCCGCUCUCCGCUCUCCGCUCUCCGCCCUCCGCCCUCCGCCCUCCGCCCUCCGGCCUGGCGGCUGCGGCGCGGCCAUGGAGCUGCCCCGGGGGCGGCUGCUGGCGGUCAGCAACGAGCUGGACGAGGCCGAGCUGGCAGCGCUGAAGUUCCUCAGCCAGGACCACGUCCCCAGGAGGAGGCUGGAAGCCGUCCGGAGCCCGCACGACUUGUUCGAGGCGCUAGAGGAGAUGGGCGUGCUGGAGGCGGGGAACGCGGCCUUCCUGAGGGAGCUGCUCUACCGCAUCGGGCGCAUCGACCUCCUGGUGGCGCACCUGGGCUCCGGCCGCGGGCAGGUGGAGCGCGAGCUGCGCGCGCCGGGCGGGGCGCGGCUGCCGCCCCUCAGAUGCCUGCUCUUUCAGCUAGCCGAAGAUACCACUGAAGAUGAGCUGAUGUCUUUCAAGUUACAUUUGAUCAAAGAAUUACCAAAAAGCAAGCUCACCCGUGAGACUACCAUGCUUGACAUUCUCACUGAGAUGGAGAAGAAGGGCCUGCUGGGGAAAGACAACCUAAGCAUGCUGAAGAGUCUCUGUGAAAAAGUUAACAUCAGCCUGUGGAACAGAAUUGAAGAUGGAUUAAACCUGUUUGGCCAAGAAGAGAUGCUCAUCACAGAGGAAGAGAGGAGCAGCAGAGGAUGCCCUGAGGGACACCUGGUGUCAUCUGUAGCACCUGAUCCUCUUGGCAGUUUUAAUGACUCUUCCCAGCUGCUUGAAGCUUACAAAAUGACCAGCCGACCCUGUGGAGUGUGCCUGAUCCUGAAUAAUCACAAUUUUGCAAAAGCUAGGGAAGAAGUGCUGGAACACAAACACAUGAAGGAUCGGAAUGGGACAGAGGUGGAUGCAGUGGCUCUGAAGAAUGUCUUUAGCAAGCUUCAUUUUAGAGUAGAAGAACGUAAAGACCUCACUGCAGAAGGAAUGCGUGAGACUGUGAAGAGCUUCCAGAAUGAAGACCAUGAGGACAAGGACUGUUUUGUUUGCUGUAUCCUGUCUCAUGGGAAAAAAGGCAUUAUAUAUGGUGUUGAUGGGCAGGAAGUACCUAUCCGGGAGCUGACCACUUCUUUCACCGCACAGAAUUGCAAUUCACUGGCUGGAAAGCCAAAAGUUUUUUUUAUUCAGGCCUGCCAAGGUGAUGCUUUGCAUCAGGGUGUGACCAUUGAAACAGAUUCUGGAGAGCAAGAUUCUUCUGUGGAGCAAGAUGCGAGGUUUCAGCUCGACUGCAUCCCUGCAGAGCCAGACUUCCUCCUGGGCAUGGCCACCCUGCAGGAUUAUGUCUCCUACAGAAGUACCAGGAAGGGAACCUGGUACAUCCAGGCACUGUGCCAGCACUUGGAGUACAGCUGUCCUCGAGGGGAAGACGUUCUCACCAUCCUGACAGCGGUCAAUGAAGAAGUGAGCAGAAAAACCUGUGACCAGGGCGCAAAGAAGCAGAUGCCACAGCCCAGUUUCACCCUGACAAAGAGGCUCAUCUUUCCUGUCAGCUGAUUGGGAGGGGACUGCAUGGCAGAGAGCUGCUGCAGCCUGGAAUUGGCUGCUUUCAGCUCAGAAUUCAGUCAAACACAACAGACCACCAGUGCCUGCUCUUAGCAGAAGAGCAGGUAUCUUUAAUUGAAAAUACAACUGAGGAGAAAAAGCCUUAAGAAAUUUGUAUUAGUACGUUAAUUUUUUAUUAACACUUUAUACUUGACAGCAUCAAAGAUGGUGUCUGAUUUAUUUAGCUGACACCUCUCUGGUUUUCUGGCUAAAAUACACUUUGUGUCCUCUUAUCAACUGUACCACAUUGCUAUUGCUUUUAUAAGGUAUCUUUAUAAGACAGCCAUUUUAAACCUUGUGUAUUUUUUGCCUAAUCUUUGCAAAAUAAAGGGAGGAGUGCUGUAGAUUUUAUAGGACA